Aspergillus clavatus NRRL 1 is the source of this 1728-nucleotide messenger RNA. RefSeq names its product putative MFS transporter. The record is from RefSeq and is a predicted model, not a curated record. Lineage: Eukaryota; Fungi; Ascomycota; Eurotiomycetes; Eurotiales; Aspergillaceae. Gene Ontology annotation, molecular function: transmembrane transporter activity. The coding region runs from base 1 to 1728 and encodes 575 amino acids. The transcript has 7 exons. Gene Ontology annotation, biological process: transmembrane transport.
AUGGGUUUAGGCGUGCUUGAGGACAAAGUACUUGAUCAUGUUCCUGGCACGUCCUACAUCUUCGAGGAUCGCACGGGUGACCAUACGUCAACCGAUGCUCGUCUCAAGUACGAUCGUUCAGGCGACGUUCCUGUACUUCUAGUACCACAACCGAGCGACGAUCCAAAUGACCCUCUAAACUGGCCAUUAUGGCGACGCGAUCUUAUCCUAUUCGCCCUCUCCUUCGUUUCCGUGCUCUGUGCGACAACGAGCUCCUUGAUGGCUGCCAAUACCGUCACCAUUGCUCUCUAUUACGGGAGGAGUUUCACGUCCGUCGCCCUUCUCACUGGCUACCAUCUCUGCGGCGUCGGCGUGGCUGGCAUCCUUAUCGUACCAACUGCGCGCGUAUGGGGCAAGCGCCAUCUCUUCAUCCUCGGGAAUAUUCUGAUGAUUGUAAGCUGUGCGUGGGCUGGAGGAAGCGGCAAGAAUUACGAUAGCCUGUUAUGGGCUCGGAUUUUCCAAGGCGUUGCACUCGCUCCCUUUGAAGCUCUGGUCAAUGCGUGUGUUGGUGAUCUAUUCUUCGUCCAUGAACGAGGCAAGCGGAUGGCGCUUUCCAACGUGGCUCUCUUCGGCGCUGCCUUUCUGACACCAGUCCUUGUUGGCAAGAUCACGCAUUCGCUCAACUGGCAAUGGACUUUCUACUUGGUGGCUAUUUUCACCGCUGCAGCCUUGCCACUUACUAUUUUCUUGAUCCCCGAGACGGCUUUCAGGCGCCCCGACCAUCUUAACACCGAUUUUGAGCACCUGGAUGACCGUCAAGGUGACGGCCAGUGGAAUUCACAAUCGCGGUUAAGCAGGUACACAACGUCCGAAGAAAGCAACCCUACUGAGGCACAGACGCGGUCCGUACCGAGGACCCAAGAAAAGCCACAAGGGGAGUUGUCUGGUGGUGAGGAAGGUACUCGUUGGGAGCCCGAAAUUCCUCGCAAAGCUACAUACUGGGAGACACUGAAGCUGUUCAAUGGGCGCAAGACCGAUGAGAACUUCUUCAAGCUCCUCUUGAGACCCUUCCCUUUGUUCUUUCAUCCGGGGAUCCUUUGGGCGUGCUUGAUUCAAGGGGUUCUGAUUGGAUGGACUGUCUUCAUCGGCGUCGUCCUGGCUGCUAUCUUCUUAGGCCCACCUCUGUGGUUCAAUGAGGUGCAGACCGGGUACCUCUACACGGGUGCCUUUAUCGGCUCCAUCCUGGGCCUUAUACUAUCCGGAGUCCUCUCCGAUUCUAUCAACAAGCUCAUGAUCAAGCUUAAUGGGGGGACAUAUGAGCCUGAGUUCCGGAUCCUGCUUGUUAUCUUUCAGUUGAUCUUCAGCGGAGCAGGUCUCUAUGGCUUUGGAAUCGUGGCAGAAGAUGUCGCACGAUACGGGUGGCUUGUCGUAGAUGUCUUCAUAGCCUUUGUCAUUAUAGGGAUGGUUAUGGGCGCUGUAGCAAGUGCCCUAUACAUCGUCGAUGCCCAUCGUCAAAUCGCUGUCGAAGCCUUCACCUGCUUGCUGAUCUUCAAGAACAUGUUCAGCUUCGUCCUGACAUUCUUCGCAUAUGACUGGAUUGUGGCGAAUGGGAUUCGGCCUGCAUUCCUUGCCAUCUCUAGUAUCCAGAUGGGGGUCUGCCUCUUGAGUAUUCCCAUGUAUAUUUUCGGAAAACGAAACCGCUCCUAUUUUACACGUAAUAAUAUUUUGAAGAAGCUGCAUCUGUGGUAA